AUGUCAUCCAUAACAAUAAUAACAAUAUCAUCAAUAUCAGAAACCACUAAGAAAAUUAUGAUAUGUUUUGGAUUGCUUGGUUUAAUAACAUUGAACAUAUUUAUUUUGCCAAUUAAAAAAAUUGAAGAUCUGUAUAUCUUUUCUGUUGGAAGUGGGGCGAUAGUAGCCGUCCCAAUGAUUUUUACUUUUUUAGCAUCGCAUCUGAUGGCGCUGUUAGUUAAUAAUACGCAUAUUAAUUUACCAAUUUAUAUUAAUGGACAGAAUUUACAAAUUAAUAUUAAUGGACAGAAUUUACAAAUUACUUUUACGCAUUUAAUCAAAUUCAUCAGCUUAAUAAUUGUUUUUAUUGAGUUAGGUAUUGGGUUUGGAAUAAACAUUAUUACAAUUCCAGGUUCGCUUCCCGUAAUGGGCGGAAAGUUUAGUGUUGAUCCAUUAGUACCAUGUAAGGUUGGGAUCGAUGCGGGAUGCGCAAAUUUAUUCCAAUCUAGGUUUAGGUUUCAAUGGUUACAGGGAGCUGCAGAUGUAAUGGUCCAUGGAAUUUCCAAACAAUUGUCUGUAAAUUGGGGAGAUGUAGUUAAUGAUGCACGAAUUAUAAUGGUAGCUACCACGGAUAACAACACGAAUAUAACUUAUAAGUUGGUACAAGAUAAUGAAGAACGUAUUCCAGCUUUUAGUAUAACUACUAUAUGUAACAAAUCAGCCCAUUUUCCAGGGUUGAUAAAUUUUCACAACUUGAGUAGAACAACACCAACACCAUUAAUACAAGCCAUACAAGCGGAUUCUGGGUUAAAUGGUCGGUGGAUUGCAGAGGUCAUAAACCUUGAACAGGAUAACCUUUUGGAAACAACGCGAAUUACUGUCAAUUUUGUACAAAUAUCGGCUGUUAACACAACAUGUGAAGGGAAAGUUGACAUAGCUGGAAAUCUUCAGUUAUGUCGUCGUUCAGAAGGUGUUGUUUGCUUGAUGAACACACAUGUGGAAUAUGUUAAUUUUAUAGAAGCUGGAUGUGAUACCUGUAUGACAGGGGGAAUUACUAAUGAUGAUAGAGCGGAAUAUUCAAGCCCAAAACCGGUAUAUGGGGAAUACAUGCACGCAGCACUUGCAUCAUAUGGUGGUCACUUAUUGAUACCUCAAUGUUCAGAUAAUUCAGUUGGAGGAUGUCUGAACUCAUCUGAAACACGUGUGGACAUUGUAAGAGAACAAUUUGUUCAAAUGUUUCGUGGAAUUACUGCAUCCGGAGUUAUGGCUAGACGAAAUUUGUUAGUAGGUGAAGGUAUAGAAAUUCCGGUCCAAAAAUUGGAAAGAGGAGUAACUGGUGUGAAAUUAGAAUUUGGAUAUGGAUAUUGGAUUACUAUACUUUUAAUGAGUGUAUCUGUGAUAGUAUUAUCCAUUUUCGGAUUAAUACUUUAG
Molecule: messenger RNA, 1410 nt
Organism: Funneliformis geosporum
Lineage: Eukaryota; Fungi; Glomeromycota; Glomeromycetes; Glomerales; Glomeraceae
Source: the annotation of a GenBank genome assembly